CAGGAUAAGGGAUUCGGACCUCCCUGCUGAACCUGACUUUGUUCCAUCUGUACAAGUUGUCUACGAGGCUGUGGAUGAGGAAGUUUCUGCUCCUGGACGAGACGUUCCAGACAUUGUGAUCCGCCCUGCCUCCCAGAACACCCUCACAAACACCAAAGAUACUACAAUGUCCAACUCUGACGAAGAGGUCGAAACAGCGCCAAGUAACGUGAGUGUCCAAGCCGAAUUGGAAAAUAAGACAGAUGUUGAAGACAAGGAGGCAGUCGGCACCCUCCCGGACAUUACAGGGGAUGAUGUCGAAGACGACGAAACAGAGCGAAGUGAAGUUUGUGUCGAAAGUCUUCAUUCUGGAGACAAGGUGGAUGUUGGAGACAAAAUGGCCCUGACAGCUGCUGGUGGCGAGAUGCUGACAUAUAACCAGAUCCAGGCUGCCCAGCGGAUGCUGCGCCGCCAGUACCCGGCACUCCAAGGGCUGGAUGACCCCGUACAUGGUUUCUAUGAUGUAGGAUUCGCCAAGAUGACGGGAAAGGGGCUACAAAUCCACCACGAUGGUAACAAGCACUGGGUGCUGUCGGCGUACACAGUCGGCCAGGUUUGCCUGUAUGACGGCCUCGGCGUGUCCAUGAUGACCAAGCCCCUACUGAUCCAGCUUUGCCAGUCUUACGCCACCUUUUCUGACAAAGAAACAGACGUCCUGCCCGUCGUGUUGCCAGAAGUGCAGAGUUAUUGGAAUGAAAACGAUUGUGGGCUGUUCGCCAUCGCCUGGGCAGUGGACAUCGCAGAGGGGCAAGACGUGAGCACGGUUGAGUUUGACGACAGGAAGAUGAGGAGCCAUUUGGAGAUGUGCUUCAAAGAAGAGAAACUCACACCGUUUCCACGUCUGACCAGCCGCAGGAAGAAGGUCGGUCCAACCAAGGCACACCAAAUCUCGCUGGUCUGCCGCUGCGAACAAGGAGGGCGUCUGGGAAGGAUGGAGAGGUGCAAGGCAUGCCGGAGGAUGUUUCACGUCAGCUGCCUGCCGGUCAGCCCUCCACGUGAUGGCACAUGGGCAUGUGACGGCUGCGUUGUGUAA
Branchiostoma floridae (Florida lancelet) is the source of this 1072-nucleotide messenger RNA. RefSeq lists its product as uncharacterized. Bases 167 to 1072 code for a protein of 301 amino acids. The transcript is spliced from 2 exons. NCBI's taxonomy places the organism in Eukaryota, Metazoa, Chordata, Leptocardii, Amphioxiformes, Branchiostomatidae. The record is from RefSeq and is a predicted model, not a curated record.